AUGAACAUGGACAAGAGAACAGCUGGCGAGCUCGCCACCGUAUACGCUGCGCAAAUCAAGGGGAAGAUCAUCCUGACGACCGGCGUGUCCCCUGGUGGUGUGGGUGCCGCCUUCGUCAAGGCACUUGCGACGGCUGAGCCCGCACUGCUCAUCCUUGCUGGCCGCAACCCCGUCUGCACUUUGGACCUCGACCUUGCCUUGCUGGAAGGUGUCCGCAAGGCUGUGGCAACGGUAAACGCCUGGGAUGAUGUGCCCCGGAUUGACGUCCUCGUGAAUAAUGCUGUGGUGAUGGCCGUCGACUGGGCGGCCUCGCCCGAGGGACUGGAUAGCUAUGCCUUUGACCUGGAAGUUUCGACAUAA
This is a messenger RNA of Colletotrichum aenigma, 360 nucleotides long. RefSeq lists its product as uncharacterized. The transcript has 4 exons. The record is from RefSeq and is a predicted model, not a curated record. NCBI's taxonomy places the organism in Eukaryota, Fungi, Ascomycota, Sordariomycetes, Glomerellales, Glomerellaceae. The coding region runs from base 1 to 360 and encodes 119 amino acids.